AUAGGAAAUUAUGUUUGAGAAACCUGGACCAAUGAGAUUUCGCCAACUGGUUUAAUUUCAGAAUGACAACUGGAUACUGUAUACAAAAUUGGUCAGAUUGUUAAAAAAACUUGUAAGUUUCAAGUGUGCACUGUACUUUUUGAUAGUAGUCAGUUAUAUAUUACGUUCACAGCACAUUGUUGCUUUUAAGCUUGUUGCAUUGGAAGGAAACAACUUUGCAAUGGUAUCUCUACAAAUAUUUGUGUUGGUUGCAGUAUUGUGUUGUUUCUUUGGGAUCACUGAUGUCCUCUCACUAAAAAAAGAAGAUUGUGAAGUGUGCAUUACAUUUGUUGAAAAAUUCAGCAAUACCCUCACUGAUGCUGUAAGGUCUGAUCCAAAGAAAAUUGAGAGAGACUUCAGGAAAUUUUGUAAAACUACAAAAAGCAAAGAAAAUAGAUUUUGCUACUACCUGGGAGGCCUGGAGGAGAGUGCUACAGGAAUACUGGGGGAGUUGUCCAAGCCUCUGUCCUGGUCCAUGCCAGCCGACAAGGUGUGCGAGAAGCUCAAGAAGAAAGACUCCCAAAUCUGUGACUUGAGAUACGACAAAACAAUUGAUUUGAAGACAGUUGACCUGAAGAAGCUAAAGGUGCGGGACUUGCGUAAGAUCCUGAGCGACUGGGAUGAAACCUGCGAAGGCUGCAUAGAGAAGACAGACUUCAUCAAGAGGAUAGAAGAGCUGAAGCCACAGUACAUGCGCAAUGAACUCUGAGUUGCCCGGCAGGGCACGUGAGAGAGUGGAGUGCGACGUAACUUAUUGCAGCGACUGGCUGGACCAGGCGGGAAAGGAUGAGUGUUGAUUCAGUUCCUUCUACCCUGUCGAAUUUCGUGUUAAAUUAAGGAGGGAUAAAAGUGGUGCACAGCAUGUUUCAACCACGAUCACAUUGUUUAUGCAGUGUUCAAUGUUGUAAUUUAUAUCUGCAUGAGUGUGUUUUAUUUUGAAAGUUAUUAACAAAAUAAAUUUUGUAGCAAUAA
Messenger RNA from Bacillus rossius redtenbacheri, 1011 nucleotides. RefSeq names its product mesencephalic astrocyte-derived neurotrophic factor homolog (gene Manf). Bases 221 to 748 code for a protein of 175 amino acids. Gene Ontology annotation, biological process: dopaminergic neuron differentiation; neuron projection development. The record is from RefSeq and is a predicted model, not a curated record. NCBI's taxonomy places the organism in Eukaryota, Metazoa, Arthropoda, Insecta, Phasmatodea, Bacillidae. The transcript is spliced from 5 exons. Gene Ontology annotation, cellular component: endoplasmic reticulum.